GACUCCCGCCAGCAGCCUGGUAAACCAUGGUGGAUUACUAUGAAGUUCUGGGCGUGCAGAGACAUGCGUCGGCUGAGGACAUUAAAAAGGCGUACCGGAAACUGGCACUGAAGUGGCAUCCAGAUAAAAACCCCGAGAAUAAAGAAGAAGCAGAGAGAAAAUUCAAACAAGUGGCUGAGGCGUAUGAGGUGUUAUCAGACGCUAAAAAACGAGACAUCUAUGACAAAUACGGCAAAGAAGGUUUAAAUGGUGGAGGUGGAGGCGGGGUCCCCUUUGACCGUCCGUUCGAGUUUGGCUUCACAUUCCGCAACCCGGAUGACGUCUUCAGGGAAUUUUUUGGUGGAAGGGACCCGUUUUCAUUCGACUUCUUCGAAGACCCGUUUGAGGACUUUUUUGGGAGUCGAAGAGGCCCCCAUGGAAGCAGGAGCCGAGGCGCCGGGUCAUUCUUCUCUGCCUUCGGUGGAUUUCCGUCCUUUGGAGGAGGGUUUUCUUCUCUGGACACAGGUUUCACCUCCUUCGGGUCGGCAGGCCACGGGGGCCUCACGUCCUUCUCCUCCACGACGUUUGGUGGUAGUGGGAUGGGCAGCUUCAAAUCUAUAUCAACGUCUACAAAAAUGGUGAAUGGCAGAAAAAUCACUACAAAGAGGAUCGUGGAGAACGGCGAGGAGCGGGUGGAGGUGGAGGAGAACGGCCGGCUGACGUCCCUGACGGUAAAUGGUGUGGCGGACGAGGCGGCCCUGCAGGAAGAGCGCCUGCGCAGAGGCCAGGGCGCGCUGCCCUCCCAGCCCGCUGGCAGCGGCGGCCCCUCGCCGAGGGGACACGGGCUCGCCGCGCUGCCCAAGCACCAGUCUCCGCCCGUCUGUGAAGAGGAGGAGGAGUCGGGCAGACCGCGGGCCUCCGGCAGCCCCUGGGACCCCUUCGUGCUCUCCGCAGGACUCAGAGAAGGCGGCAAGAGGAAGAAGCAGAAGCAGAAGGACGAGUCCAAGAAGAAGAAGGCGACCAGAGGCAAGCACUAGGCGGACCCCCCGCCGGUGCAGUAGUGCGUAGUGCGCACGCGUUAGGCAGCGGCACCUGCUCGGCCCCUGUCCCAACACCACCCCUUCUCGACUCGGGGACGCUGGUGACGCGUCUGUCAGCGUGGGGACGGCAGGAGACGGGAGUGGCGGUCGUGGGUGGCGGUGGCCCCGUGUGGAGCCCGCUGGCCCGUCCUCGCUUUCUCGGCACUAAAUCCAGCAGCGGCUCGAGGUGGCCCAGGACCCAGCUCCUCCUUUCCAACGGUGGGACGCGAGACAUCUGUCACGUCAGAGGGCGGCGGACGCGUGUGCUCACGGGGUGACGUCGCUCUCCUGGCGGGACAGUCCUGGGAGCCGGCGCCUCGCCGGGGCAGGGUGAGGGGGGACGCGUCCGCCUGGGGACGUCCCUCCAGGGCGGGGCCACGCCUCCCGGAGGGAGAGUCCUGGCCGCCCCCCUGGGGACCCGCGGGCCAGCCGCUCAGACCAGCCCCCCCUCCCAGGACCGCACUUCUCCUCUCCAAGCGGCCCGCGCUGGACUUGGAAUGCUGGUUAGUUUCUGCUAAUUUCCAUCCUUUUCUCUUGGACCCCUGGUUCUUCUCAGCACACAGGACCCUACGGAGUUCGGGCGGGAACUCCCUCCCUGCUCUUCGUUUGGGUCGGUCCGGGGCAGAGCAGCUGCGGUAUUCACACCCACUGACGGGAAUGAGGGCGCUGGAGUAGACGUUUCAGUUGUGAACAUUGGCUCCUCUACACACGUCCUUUGUUUUCCGAGCAUUUUCUCCUGUCCCGCUCCCUGCACUAUUUCUUUGCAUGAUCAAUUGCUUCCUGACCCUGUUUUUGCCGAUGCGACCCCGUGCCGUGCUAAGCUCUCCUGCAGGUCUUUCCUCCUCCUUAACACGAGGGCCUGUUCCCACCGCUCGGAGACAGGGCGCGGGCAGAGCUUUGACGUGGUGUGACAGUGCCCUGCGGCCGCAUCCUGGGCGGCGGGGGCGAGGAAGCCGGAGACGCGCAGCCUCUGUGAGUCUAGGAGGCCCGUUAGGAGAAGGGUGCUUGGCUAGGCGGGGAGGCGGUGUGGCCUGUCAGGCGGUGUGGCCUGGCAUGCACGGCUUACUGUGGAAGAUGUGCCCCCCAGAUCGUAGUGUAUCUUAAGUGCUACCCACAUAAAUAAAACGUGAGCGCUGUCUGGA
This is a messenger RNA of Suricata suricatta (meerkat), 2200 nucleotides long. RefSeq names its product DnaJ heat shock protein family (Hsp40) member B6 (gene DNAJB6). Gene Ontology annotation, cellular component: endoplasmic reticulum membrane; cytosol. NCBI's taxonomy places the organism in Eukaryota, Metazoa, Chordata, Mammalia, Carnivora, Herpestidae. Gene Ontology annotation, biological process: protein refolding; positive regulation of proteasomal ubiquitin-dependent protein catabolic process. The transcript is spliced from 9 exons. The record is from RefSeq and is a predicted model, not a curated record. The coding region runs from base 27 to 1016 and encodes 329 amino acids. Gene Ontology annotation, molecular function: ATPase activator activity; Hsp70 protein binding.